Scatophagus argus is the source of this 6035-nucleotide messenger RNA. RefSeq names its product CAP-GLY domain containing linker protein 3 (gene clip3). Gene Ontology annotation, biological process: cytoplasmic microtubule organization. NCBI's taxonomy places the organism in Eukaryota, Metazoa, Chordata, Actinopteri, Scatophagidae. Gene Ontology annotation, cellular component: cytoplasm; nucleus; microtubule plus-end. Bases 149 to 2113 code for a protein of 654 amino acids. Gene Ontology annotation, molecular function: microtubule plus-end binding. The record is from RefSeq and is a predicted model, not a curated record. The transcript is spliced from 15 exons.
GCUGAGGAGAGGCAGGCAGACAGCAGGAGAGACAGACAGGAGAGACAGACACACGGAGGAGAGCCGUCGUGUUGUUUCCGAGGAGAGACGCCCCACAUCAGCCAGCAUCCAGCGGCUCGUCUCCAGGCCCCGCUGCAGCAUCCUCAUCAUGACUAAAGAGGAGAACCUGGAGGUGCAGGAGAAGGAGAGGCACGACCGGGAGGAGCAGGAGGAGGGGAGGGUCCAGAGAGAGGAGGAGGAGGCGAUGACCGAGGAGGAGGAGGAUGAAGAGGAGAAAGAGGACGAAGAAGACGAAGAAGAGGACGAAGACGAGGAGGAGUAUGAGCUAGAAGAUGAGCGGGAGGGGGAAGAGAGGGUGGAUGUGGACGAAGAGGAGGAAGACGAGCAGGAGGAAGAGCGGGAGGAGAGAGAGGAACGGGAGGAAGAAGAGGAUCCAUCCGCUGGCCAGGAGUGCGAGGCCGAGGCCGAGGCCGAGCCGCUGUCAGUGUCCGAAUACCAGAGUCCAGCUCAUGAGCCGCGCCGCCGACCCAUGGUGCACCCGUCCGCCCAGGCGCCCCUGCCCAAAGACUACACCUUCACCUUCUUCGACCCCAAUGACCCGGCCUGUUUGGAGAUCCUCAUGGAUCCUCGGACCACCAUCCCAGAGCUGUUCGCCAUCGUGCGUCAGUGGGUCCCGCAGGUGCAGCACAAGAUUGACGUAAUCGGCAACGAGAUCCUGAAGCGCGGCUGCCAUGUGAACGACCGCGACGGACUGACCGACAUGACGCUGCUUCACUACAGCUGUAAGGCUGGAGCUCAUGGAGUUGGCGACCCGGCGGCGGCGCUGCGUCUCAGCAGCCAGCUCAUCUCUCUGGGCGCCGACGUGAGCCUGAGGAGCCGCUGGACCAACAUGAACGCUCUGCACUACGCCGCUUACUUCGACGUCCCAGAACUGAUCCGAGUCCUGCUCAAAGCCUCCAAACCCAGAGUGCUGAACUCCACAUGCAGCGAUUUCCACUACGGUACGGCUCUCCACAUCGCAGCCUCCAACCUGUGUCUGGGUGCAGUCAAGUGUCUGCUCGAGCACGGAGCCAACCCGACUGUCAGGAAUGAUAAGGGCCUGGUCCCAGCAGACGUGGUUCCUGACCCGAUGGACAUGAGUCUGGACAAGGCGGAGGCCGCCAUGGUAGCCAAAGAGCUGAAGCAGCUGCUGCUGGACGCUGUCCCUCUCAGCUGUAACCUGCCCCGAGCCACGCUGCCCAACUACGACAACAUCCCAGGAAACCUGAUGCUGUCCUCACUGGGGCUGAAGCUGGGAGACCGCGUGGUGCUGGACGACAUGAAGCUCCCGAAAGACAAGAGCAGAGACGACAGCCCGCCUGAAAACCUCAAACAGAACGGCACGCUGAGGUUUUGUGGUACCACAGAGUUCGCCAGCGGUCAGUGGGUCGGCGUGGAGCUCGACGAGCCGGAGGGAAAAAACGACGGCAGCGUGGGCGGCGUCCGCUACUUCAUCUGCCCUCCUAAACUGGGGAUUUUUGCCCCAGUUUCAAAGAUUUCCAAGGCUGUCGAUCUGACACCUUCAUCUGUCACCUCCACCCCCCGAACCCCACGCAUUGACCUGGCCUCCCGCCUGGCAGGAAAGACCAAGAAGGACAAGGAGAAGAAGGAGAGAGAGAAAGCCCAGAGGAAGAAGUCGUCAGUAGCCAGUCUGGAUCCAGAGGGACUGAACGUGGAAGUUGGAGAUCAGGUUCUGGUGGCUGGACAGAAAAACGGCAUCGUGCGCUACUACGGCAAGACCGACUUUGCUCCAGGUUACUGGUUUGGCAUCGAGUUGGAUCAGCCGACAGGGAAACACGACGGCUCUGUGUUUGGAGUCCGCUACUUCAGCUGCCUGCCCAAAUAUGGAGUGUUUGCUCCGCCCUCCCGUGUCCAGAGGAUCGGCGGCCCUAAAGACGGCUCGCAGAACGACAAAUCCAUGGUGAAGAAGGUCCACCAAGUCACCAUGUCACAGCCCAAGCGUAACUUCAACACGAUGCGUUCUCCUAAAGACCUGACGUCUGAGAGCUCCAUAUCCAGGUUGCUCUUCUGCUGCUGGUUCCCGUGGAUGCUGCGUGCCGAGAUGCAGUCCUAACCUCCUUCCUCUGCCCCUCCACUGGAUCAGUCUCUCUGCUCUUCAUCUUUUACUUUCUGUACUCUUAAGUGUCGCCAGUCAAACUUCUUGAAGUGAAACCCCGUCUCCCUUUCUCUCUCACUCUCAGCUCAAAUCCCUCUUUCUUUGCGUUCUAUAGCAAAAUCUAUAGUGCCUUGUAUCUGAUCAAAAUGUCCCGCGUUCCUCCAGUGAAACUGAAAGUCUGGCUCUGCUAAAGCGAUUCCCCUCAAAUAUUCUCUUAAAACCACUUCUCAUUUUGUUUCAGCGUGUUGUCAUCUCACCAUCCCAGCUUGGUGUUUGUCCACGUCGUGUCUCUGUUUGGGGCUGUUCGGUUUCUCUAGGAACAACCGCACACACACGUGUGGCUGUCUCAUCAAGUCCUGUCUGCGUGAGUCCUGAUUGGACGAGCCCUCAGACAUUUGUGACGGAGCCAGUCAAAGCACGAGGCCACAGUCACACACACACAUGAGGUUAAAACCGGCCAAUAUUCCCCUCCCUUUGGCUUCCACUGUGUGCGAGCGAAAUACUCGCUUCUGCUGGAAAAGCUUAUUUGCAUCUUGGAGAAUUUGACUUUGAACUUUGACGGGCGAAGUUGCCGCCUCAACCGAUAGCAACAACGUGUGUGUGUGUGCGCAUGUCCCGUUAAUCUUCUCUCAUGCUCGUGUCACGUGACACUGGUUCUGCUCAAAGCGUUUGCGUAGAAAAUGUUUUGGGUACACAGUUGUUGGUUCGUAGCCCAGAUGUGGCUGCUGCCUCCUCACUGCUCAUCUGUUCUCUGGUGUGUUCAGGCUGCGUCUGCGGCCCUGAGGCCCCGUUAGACACAUCAGCUAAGGGGUUGUGGGACAAAAUGUGGCUCCGCUGAACAUGUUUCACUGCAGCCUGGAGCUGGAGAUGUUUGAGGUUGUCCUCGGAGAACCGUGGUUACACAAGUGACUGUGAGGGUAAACGUCAGUAGUUUCAUGACGUUUCAGUUUCUGAUAACCUCAGACUGUGUGUGAAGAACAACAUGUGGAGGCUGAGAUUUUACAGCAGCUUCAACAUUUACGCAUCUGUUGUCCUUCAGCAGGAAGUCUGAACACAGAGAGAACAGCUGGAUUCGACUCAGAUCCAGUUCAUUUAGUCUUUAACAGAUGAAGUACUCUAGUUAGAUACUACUGAACGCCUUAGAUUGUUAAUCAGUAUAUUGCCAAAUACGUUAGUCCAUCUAGUUGGAGUUAAAAUACAUAAUAUUAUAAAAAUCGGAAUCUGUUGUUAACCAAAAAGUGCUAACAGACCCAAAACGACGGCUUUCUUUUUCUGAGUGUUUUCAGCUACAUGUGAUGUUCAUGUUUUUGUGUUGCUGCCAUCAUGCAUCAUGCAUCUGAAAAUAAUCUUGAUUUAAAUUUAAUCUGAGCCAUCUGAUUUAAUCUGACAUUCAUUGAUUUUGGAGUUAAAUUUACAUUGUGCAACACCUCAUUACAACAUUGCUCUUCUCCAUCUUGAGCUUUUGAUUUCCUAAAUCCUGGAUGAGCUCUUCAGAGUCGGUGAUAUUUGUAGUUUUCCUCUCUUCUUCUCCUGCCUUCUUCUCUCAUCCUUCUUUCUCCAUUUAAAUAAGACUUAAGUACGUUUUGUGAAUGUGAGCAUCUGCAGAAACACAGUUAAUAUAAACCUACGUGUGCUUAAUGUUAAAAUCUCUCUUGAAGUUUGUGCAUAACUGAAAACAGCAAUAUGUAACCAGUGUAGGUGACUGUGUGUGAAAACGGUUCCUGCGUUAAUGUUUCGUUACACUACAACAGAGAGAUGAACACACUCGCGCUCUGAUGGCCGAGGCUGGCGGGGACGAGACGCCGACACACGGCAAACCUUCAUAACCAGCCUGUCUGGUCUGUGGACGUGUGGACUGCGUGGCCUGUCUGCAGUUACACCCGAAUGACAGCGAGACUCGAACAGACGACAGCAGCGAGCGAAUAAGCACUUGACUUUACGCCACAGCAAAUGCUCUGUGAGCGUUGUUAGCUAAACCUAUAAAUGACGUGUGUUUUACAAGCCGAGUCCUCACGUUGAUUCACACAGCUGAUGUUUGUUGGAUGUAAACUACGCAGAUCCGGAGCCGCGUGCGUCUGAUUGGGGAUUUGAUUUGAGAUAAUUUAAUGAUUCUGUGAUUGUCAGGCCGUGUUCAGUUGGUUCACAUUUCUUCACACAUUUUAUCUGAGCGGAAACUGGGCUGAACCUUGUAUCUUGAACCCCAGCAGCCUCUGAGUCUGGUCCUUCUUCGCUCUGGUUGUUUGUCUCGGUCGGUCUUUGUGCCCCGCAGCCUCGGCUAAAGGAAACACUUUGUGGUUGCUGCUGCACACUGUUGUUGUUCUUUUUGUGUCUGUGGAAUCAGCUUCAGCGUUACACUGAUGAUAACUGCAGCGCCUUCACUCAUCAGUCGAGCUGUCAGCUGGUUUAAUCAGCUUGUUAAGGUAACUCUAGUGGAAAGAGCAGAAAUGUGCAAUGACUGUUUACGCCACAGAUCUCACAGAGAACAUUAGUUUCAUGUCAGCUGUUGUUGAACCACUUUGGGUUUUUGAAGCUGUGCUAAAAGUGUUUGGAAGACACUUUCUUGAUGUGAUGUUAAGACAAUAUGCAGAUGACUCACAGCUUUACCUUCCUGCACUGAUGCUGUUUCCCCUGCUGUCCUAUCCAGACCUGAUGAGCUAAAGUAUCUCCACACGUUGUAGUUCAUAACUUCACACAUGGCUAAAAGCUCCACACAUCAGGACGUGCUGACUCAGUGAACACAGUGGACCUCAGUGAUGGUGACGUUUGUCUUAGUACCGUCAACAUGUCCCAGUGAAGCCUCUGUUGGGUUGAACUUGGUGUUCUUACUGCUGUAAAUGUGGAGCUUUCUCUGGUUUGGCCACUAAGUGUCACUCGUGAGUCACCGGUUAAUCAUCUCACAACAAACAGGAUUUCUUCUUGACAUAUUCUCUGUUUGCUUUGCUCCAUGUAAAGGACUGCACUGCUUUUGCCUGUUUUAGCUCUUUGACUACAAACCUUCCUCCAGUUGUUACUUUUAUUCCCAGGCAGCCUUUGGUUCCUGUUCAUCUCUAAGAAAAUCAAAGUGAAACCAGCUGCCGAACCUUUGCACUCGUGUCAGAAAACAUACUCGCUGGCUGCUUUUCAGAACAUCAAACGAAGAACGCCUGAAAGCAAAUACAGACUGUGAAUAUUUAUUGCAUCAAAAAGGCUGCUCAACUAUGACAGCAAGACUCAAUGGCAGAAAUAAUUCUUUUGAAUAAUAAUUCCUCCAUCGGCAGCAGCCAGCGGGGGAGAUCUUUCAUCGUUGGCAGAAACCAAACUUCAGCAGGAGGUUUCUCUCUCUGCACGCAGUUUCACUUUCACUUCCAUCACGGCUGCCUGGAAGGAAGGAAGUCAGCCGCAAAGCAGAUGGAUGAUUCAGGAUAUUGUAGUCAAUGGGCCAAAACAUUCAGAAUCUCUGAUUCUGUCCUUUAAAUUCUCUAUAACCGGUCGUGUUCGUGUCUGAGAAUAGAACCCAUUCUCAUAGAAACUACGUCAGCACUGGCUGUUACACAUGAAUACGUCUGAAGAAUAUACAGUAUAUAGGCUAUAUUUUGAUAACUUCACUAAGUGUACUUUUUGUUCUCCUGUUUUGUAGUGUGUGUGUGUUUCUUUGUGCUUGGUUACAGUCCAUGUGUGUGAGUAACUCCUGUUUCAAAGAGUGUGAAGCUGACGGACGUUAAAGAGGAAACGGGAGCGCGAGCGUCGGACGUCCUCCUCCUAACAGAUACUCACUGCAUGCUCUCUCAGUAUUUUCUGGUUCGAGUUUUUCAGUACGUGAAUCUUCUUCUCAUUAGCAUGGAAGUGCUUCUAAUAACAGUGACAACUCAAUGAAUAUAAUAAAGGAUUUGAUGUUUUUCUA